CACUCGGCAACGUUCGGCGGUUUUCGUGCAGGCCAGGCCGCCAUUUUCUCACAGCCUCCCCGUACGCGUUGACUGCGUGGCUGUCUGUCCCGCUUGUCCGCGCUUUGUCCUGCUCGGCGAUGGACGGGUAGAAAGAUGCCUUUGUGUAUGCUGGAGCCUGGCUGUAAAAGCCAAAGAAGGGAAGGUUUUGAAGGAGUCAGCCGUACGGGACAGCGAGGGCCCUCGGUCCUGGCCGGGAGCUGGGGCGGGCAGUCACUGUACACAAGGCCUUCUUUCUGUUGGACCUGGAACAUGAGGCUGGUGGUUGUAGCCUUCGUCCCUGUAAAUACAACAGCUUCCAGCUUCCAAAUUUCCUAUUAAGUUGUUUACUGUGCUUCAAACAGAGAAGCAAUCUCUUUGCAUUGUCACUGAUGUUGCAGUUGGUGUGAAGAGAGGAUCUGACGAACUUCUUUCAGGCAGUGUACUCAAUAGCCCGAACUCUAACAUGAGCAGCAUGGUAGUUACUGCCAAUGGUAAUGACAACAAGAAAUUCAAAGGUGACGAUAAAAUGGAUGGGGCUCCUUCUCGUGUUCUUCAUAUCAGGAAAUUACCUGGGGAAGUGACAGAAACUGAAGUUAUUGCUUUAGGUUUACCAUUUGGUAAAGUAACCAACAUCCUGAUGCUGAAAGGGAAAAAUCAGGCAUUUUUGGAACUUGCUACAGAAGAAGCAGCUAUCACUAUGGUUAAUUACUACUCUGCUGUGACGCCUCAUCUUCGUAACCAACCUAUCUAUAUCCAGUAUUCCAAUCAUAAAGAACUAAAGACUGAUAACACACUUAACCAGCGGGCCCAAGCUGUUCUUCAGGCAGUGACUGCUGUGCAGGCAACAAAUGCUCCCAUUAGCGGGACCACAGUUAGUGAGAGUGCAGUGACUCCUGCUCAGAGUCCAGUACUUAGAAUAAUUAUUGACAAUAUGUACUACCCAGUAACCCUGGAUGUUCUUCAUCAGAUAUUCUCUAAAUUUGGUGCUGUGUUGAAGAUAAUCACAUUCACAAAGAAUAACCAGUUUCAAGCUUUACUGCAGUAUGGUGAUCCAGUAAACGCACAGCAAGCAAAACUAGCCUUAGAUGGUCAAAAUAUUUAUAAUGCUUGCUGUACCCUACGGAUUGAUUUUUCCAAAUUGGUGAAUUUGAAUGUCAAGUACAACAACGAUAAAAGCAGGGACUACACUCGUCCUGAUCUUCCGUCUGGGGAUGGACAGCCAGCGCUGGACCCAGCUAUUGCUGCAGCAUUUGCAAAGGAGACCUCUCUUCUAGGGCUUCCUGUUGCAGCUGUUCCAGGAGCACUGAGUCCUUUGGCUAUUCCAAAUGCUGCUGCUGCAGCUGCGGCUGCUGCUGCUGGCCGUGUGGGAAUGCCUGGAGUUUCAGCUGGUGGCAAUACAGUCCUCCUGGUUAGCAAUUUAAAUGAAGAGAUGGUUACGCCCCAAAGUCUGUUUACCCUCUUCGGUGUUUAUGGUGAUGUGCAGCGUGUGAAGAUUUUAUACAAUAAGAAAGACAGUGCUCUUAUACAGAUGGCUGAUGGAAACCAGUCACAGCUGGCCAUGAGCCAUCUUAAUGGACAAAAAAUGUAUGGAAAGAUUAUUCGAGUUACCCUUUCUAAACAUCAAACAGUACAACUACCUCGAGAGGGACUUGAUGACCAAGGGCUGACUAAAGAUUUUGGUAAUUCACCUCUGCAUCGCUUCAAGAAGCCUGGUUCAAAAAACUUUCAAAAUAUAUUCCCUCCUUCUGCAACACUUCAUCUGUCCAAUAUUCCACCAUCAGUAGCAGAAGAGGAUCUACGCACAUUGUUUGCUAACACUGGAGGCACUGUGAAAGCAUUUAAAUUUUUUCAAAGAGAUCACAAGAUGGCACUUCUUCAGAUGUCAACAGUAGAAGAAGCUAUUCAGGCUUUGAUUGAUCUUCACAAUUACAAUCUUGGAGAAAAUCACCAUCUGAGAGUUUCUUUCUCUAAGUCAACUAUUUAAAAAGGCAGAUUGCAAAUGAGGGUGUAUUGCAUUGUUUGGUGUUGUCACCUAUUGACUGUUCAGGAAAGUGGGGACCAGAGUUUGUCUUCUGUUGGGUUUUUUUAUUUUUUAUUUCAUGCUGUUAUCAUUCCUUGGUUGUUUUAAAAAAAUAAAAAAUAAAAAAAAUUUAAAAAGCAGUGAUACUAACUGCUGUUGUUCAACCGUUGUUUAGAUAAACCAUCGUUUUGUUUAGAAGAUUUCAAGUUAAACCACAGUUUUUCAACUUAGUUGACGUACGUGCCUUAAAAAGGAAAACUAGUACUGCUGGAAUUGCAUAACUAGUAGAAAGGAAAUUUGGUUGUCUGGGGCACAUUGUUACAUGAUAAUUUAAAUAUGUUUAGGCAGGAGUGUGUAAAAAGGUUAAGCUUUUGUUUCUCCUGCUUGAUAGAUUUCUUUAUCUGCUGGCUUGUCAUUUGUUUUUUCUUUUUAAUUGGAUAAGAUGCAUUAUGCUGAGAGAGUAAAAUGAUGCUAUUUGAUUUCUGCUACUUUUUGCUUUGUGCUUUUUUUUUAAAAAAAAGGCCUUUUGUGUUCCAUGGUUCUGGUCUAGAUUCAGUUAUGAAUGUAGGCAUUAGUUAAAAUUAACAAGGUACAGAAUAUUAAUUUCUAAAAGGACAAAAAGUGACUUCCGUGACUUUGAGCCCUACAUGAAAAGCAUUGUGGAAUCUUAACCUUUUUGUACACACUCUUGUGGGAUGUAUCAUAUAAAUGUCAGCACUAAGUAAUGUCUUGUUUGUGGCUGAAUAUUUUUCGUAGAUGUUUUUGAAGUUGACAUGACUUAUGUGCAUUUCAAUAUAUAUUGCCAUCUUUAGUUUGUAAUUAAGAUAUGGAAUAUGGUUGUGGAUUUCUGAGCAUGUACAGACUGGUCAAGCUAGUUCAGGAAAUGGUGCAUGUGUUUUUCAAUGAUGAAGAAAGUUUGCUGCAAAUGCUUGCAGGAAAUUUUGUGGCAGUUUUCUAAAACUGACAACCAGGUGGGACCAAAGUUUAUGUGCCUUUAGUCUUAAUUUACCUUGCAUUGUAAUAUUCAGUUUUAAUAAAUCUCUUCAAAAUAUUUUGUAUUUAGAAAUUGAUCUGACUUUGCUAUAAACAUGGCUCAGAAUCUACAGAUCCAGUUAAUUUGAAAGCAGUUCUCUGUCAGUCUGAACUGUUACCUUGAUUCUGUUUAAAUGACCAAUACUUUUUGAAAUUGAUGUACUUAGUUUCAAGAUUCAUAGAUUCUGUUAUCUAUGUAGAGAAAAAAAAGGUCAUGUAUAUUUUCUAUUAGUUGAGUUUUUACAUCUUUAGAAUUGUAAAAUUCAGUAUAGUUUGAAAGUGGCACAAUUAAAAAUUAAUUUUCUAACAAAGUUGGGAGGUUUGACGGUUGUUUAAUUUCAUUUUGUGUGUACUCUGCUUACCUCUGUAGCAUGCUCAAUAAACACUUCUGUAGCUCUGUAUUCACCUUUUCUGUCUUUCUCUGCUGCUUUCUAUCUCUCCUCUUCUUUGUUUUUCACUUCUACUGUGCUUCUGAAUUCAUGUUUAUUCUCUGCCAGGGUGGGAAAAGCAUAAUAUUAAAAAAUACAAUUUAUGGCUUUUACCAUAAAUCUGAUGCUGUGAAAAACACCAGCUCUUUACAUUCAGAAAGAUAGUGACCCCUUUGCAGGUAUAUGUGCAUAUUAAACAUUUCCCACCCUGUUAUAACUUACUGCUUUAAAGACAUAACUUUUAUUGUAGUUUGUUAGCUCUCUCUUUCUAUCUUUUUAGUUUUUAAGCAGAUUUAUGCACUAAUAGAUCUCUCAGGUUUGCCAUGCUCUCUUGCUGCAGUUUCAUCUCUCAUUUUUUUUGUGUCUGCUAAAGAUUUUCUACUAAUCAUACAGUAUACUCAUGGGUUAAAGUAACAAAGUUUUGAAGAUUAGAUUAGUGGACCAUACAUAUUCCAGACCAGGAUGUUUCACCUGCUCAGAGACAUGGGUUCAAAUGAAUGUAAAACCAGUUUGGGCACUUUAAUAGUGUUUCUUCAUAUUACUUGGAACUGAUUGUUAUGGGGUUUUUUCCCCUCAAAUUAGAAAUAGGAUUAAAACUUUUACACAGUCCCCUUUUAAGAGUAACUGUAUGAUCCUAAAGCAUUACAUUGAUAUAAACUGUCAGUGUUGAAUUUGAAGCAUUUUUCUGUCACUCCUCUAGUACGACUGCUGUGGAUUUAUUGAUGUCAGAUUACUUUGUGACCUGAUGUCUGUUCUUUGGGUUCGCUUUCAAAUCAAUAAAUAGCUAUCAGCUUUUUAAAGGUCAUGGUAUAACAUAGGGGGCUUGCAUUAAAUAAAAUGCAUUAGGUUCUUACCUGUUUUAUCAGAAAUACACCCAAGAAGGUAUAUUCCAGGUAUCACAGUGAUCACCCAGUCUGAAAGACUAGUAGGAUCAGAUUCAUCCACACUGAAACCUGAGAAUCAACAUCUUUUUACAACUCAGGUGCCCAGAUGCAUUCGUGUCACUAUCUCCCAGUUGACUUAACAGUAGUUAAGGGUCUGACUGAGCUGAUUUUUUUAAAAAAUUUUUCAUAUAUAUAGUAUGGUUGUCCCAUAUUUUUAAAAGUAAAACUGUGUCAGAUUUCUUUUUGCAUAUCAGAAUGUGCUUGCAUGUUUCAAACAGAAAUGUGAAUUGAAAUUUACCAUUCCAUGGGUUCAGCUUGUGCCGAACUAUUUCCAGUCUAAAACAUCUGUAUCAGAUAGCAUACAGUGAUUGCCAUAUGUAUACUUUUGAAAUAACUUUCAACAUCUGCAGUGCUUGAGUGUUUACAAAUACAGGGGUUUUGUAAAACUGUAUCUUGUUCAUCUCUUGCCAGGCUUAUUUCCUUAAAAAGAAGUUUCUAUACUACUUUUCUCAUUUUGAAAAGUUCUGUGGCAAAAGCCUCAAGGGAGAGAAUAUGUAUUGAAUUUGAUUUGUUACAAAUUCAGUAACUUUUAUUAUGAGAUUAUAUUUGUAUCAGCCAAAAUUAAAAGUAAUAGUAGUCAUAAUUGACGUGGAAGGGUUUUUUAUUAACUCAAUGAAGAAAAUCACUGUUCAGUUAUUGAUGCUUAGUCUUUAAAGUGGUAUCUCUUCAGAAAAUACAGGUUUAAUGUCCUAACUGUUAGAACUUUCAAAAACUUGUUUUUCUUGAGAUGGUACUGCAUUUUGUAUAGUAAUUUGUACAUUUUUGUUGUUAUAAAAUGUAAAUAAGUUCCGGUUGUAUUUUUAGCUCUUCAGAAUGUGAAAAUGCAAAGCAUCAUUUUUAUU
Molecule: messenger RNA, 5287 nt
Organism: Grus americana (Whooping crane)
Lineage: Eukaryota; Metazoa; Chordata; Aves; Gruiformes; Gruidae
Gene: PTBP2
Product: polypyrimidine tract binding protein 2
Exons: 15
Coding region: 485-2005 (506 amino acids)
Biological process (GO): regulation of RNA splicing; mRNA processing
Cellular component (GO): nucleus
Molecular function (GO): mRNA binding
Source: RefSeq, a predicted model, not a curated record